Messenger RNA from Oreochromis aureus, 1145 nucleotides. RefSeq names its product phospholipase A2-like. Gene Ontology annotation, molecular function: calcium ion binding; phospholipid binding. NCBI's taxonomy places the organism in Eukaryota, Metazoa, Chordata, Actinopteri, Cichliformes, Cichlidae. The coding region runs from base 223 to 708 and encodes 161 amino acids. The transcript has 4 exons. The record is from RefSeq and is a predicted model, not a curated record. Gene Ontology annotation, biological process: phospholipid metabolic process; lipid catabolic process; arachidonate secretion.
AUUUGGGCUGAUUGGGACCUGAUGAAUGUAAAAACAAAGAAUUAUCAGAUUUUUUUUAACCUAAUUUUUGUUUCUAAGAAAAAUGAGAGCCACAUAUGAGGAUAUUCAUUUAAAAUUUCAAUCGAAAAGUACCAGUAUAAUGUCAUCGUAAGUGGAUAUCAGGCCCUUGUACAGCAAAAUUGAGUAUUUUGGUCUAAAUAACCCAAAAUGUGAUGUCCACAUAUGUGGACACCAGGUCCUAGGAGGUUAAACUUCAAGAUGAAUGUCCUCCAGACUGCAUUUUUCUUGGCUCUAGGCCUCUGUGUUGCCCAGUCCUUAGACUACAAGGCACUCAACCAGUUGAGAAAUAUGAUCCUGUGUGUAAUGCCUGAUAGCUGGCCUGCUCUUGACUAUGCUGAUUAUGGCUGUUAUUGUGGAAUGGGGGGCUCUGGCACACCCGUGGAUGAUCUGGAUAGAUGCUGCCAGGUGCAUGACCAGUGUUACACUGAUGCUAUGCAGCACCCUGAAUGCUGGCCCAUCCUGGACAAUCCUUACACUGAGUUCUAUGACUAUAAUUGUGAUGACCAAAAUAAAAAGAUCACCUGUGGCAACAAUAACAAUGAAUGUGAGAUGUUCAUCUGUGAGUGUGACAGAAAGGCUGCUGAGUGUUUUGCAAGAUCACCUUGGAAUCCUGAGCAUGAGCACCUUCCCAGUGACCAGUGUCAAUAAGACCUCUGCAAACAACUAUAUUGAACAAAGAAUUUAAUCUUUCAGAUAUGUUUAUCUUUUUAAAAGUGAUGUAACGCUCUUUCAGUGUAGAAAUAUAGUGAUGGUUAACAUGGGUAAUGUGAUUUAGUAUGGAGCAGCCUAUAACCAUCCAUAGCUUCCUACAUUCACUAAAUUGCCCAGCUUGGAUUGUAGUUGUGAUCCUGCAUUGUUUCCUCUGUUAUAUGAGAUUUGCUGAAGUAUAAUCUUUAAAAAUUAUUGCCAAUAGAGGGCACUCUGCUCUACUUGUUUCCUUUUGUGGCCAGCAAGAAAAAAUUGAAAGGAUAUUAUUGACAUGGAUUCAUUUGAUGUUUGGUCUGUGUUGGCUGGAUUCAGUAUACUAUCUGUAACAGUCUCAUUUUGUAACACCAAACUUAAACAAAUAAAAACUGAACAGUGAA